AUGUACAUACCAAAACUCUCUCUUCUCCUAUUUAUACUGAUUUCUUCCACAGCAAUCAUCGACAUCACCGAAGCACAACUCAAGGGGAAAUGGCCACCAAAAGGUCCACCACCAAUUAAUAAAGCAUGGAACAAGCUAGUGAAAAAGAAAAAACUGGUAAAUGCUCCAGUAAUAACUACUCAGGGCGACUGUUCAGGAAAUCCAAUAGACACGUGUAAUUGGUCAUGUAGUCAUUGCAAUCGGCCCGAUGAUAUUCUAGCUUGUCCCACGAAAAAUGUGUGGGGUUUAUCAUUUGAUGAUGGUCCAUCAGAGUAUACUUCUGCUUUACUUGAUUUUCUGGACGAGAAUGACGUUAAGGCGACAUUCUUUUUGAUCGGUAUUAAUGUUGUUGGUAAUCCGGAACUAGUAAAAAGAAUGGUUGAUAGUGGCCACGAAGUUGGCGUUCAUACAUGGUCACACACCGCACUAACAACCCAAACGACUGAACAAAUCAUUGCCGAAGUAAAAUGGACAGAGAAAGCAAUAAAAGAAGCCGGCGGAAUAACACCCAGAUUAAUGCGUCCCCCAUUUGGCGAUAUGGACGACCGUGUUCGAGGAAUAAUGAAACAACUCGGCUAUAAAAUCGUUAUUUGGGAUAAAGAUAGUCGCGAUUGGGUGUCAGUAAGUGAUCCGACUUUCCAACUUGAAUGGGUUGCCGGGAACUUUAGUGUGUGGGCAUCUGAGGAUACUCCGACAGGACAUAUUUCAUUAGAACAUGAUUACUAUCAACAAACGGCUGAACAAGGACCAAAAGCUGUUUCUACAUUACUGGAUGCUGGUUGGAAUAUAAAUACGGUCGCCAAUUGUUCUGAUUUUUCACCAUAUUUGGAAAAUUUAAAAGGUGGUGAUGAAACUGCUGCUGCUUCGGAGGUAUCAUUAAAUAAUAAUGCAACAGCAAACAAUAACGAUAACACGACUGAUCCAACCGUCGUAACGCAAAGUGCUACGAACGGAUCUUUCACUUCAAAAAUAUCAACGAUAUCACUGGUGGUGUCGUUAUCGAUAAUAGGAAUAACAAUGUCAUAUUUAUUGUGA
Messenger RNA from Ambispora gerdemannii, 1074 nucleotides. The record is from the annotation of a GenBank genome assembly. NCBI's taxonomy places the organism in Eukaryota, Fungi, Glomeromycota, Glomeromycetes, Archaeosporales, Ambisporaceae.